Messenger RNA from Myotis brandtii (Brandt's bat), 3645 nucleotides. RefSeq names its product ankyrin repeat domain 27 (VPS9 domain) (gene ANKRD27). The record is from RefSeq and is a predicted model, not a curated record. Gene Ontology annotation, cellular component: plasma membrane; late endosome; neuron projection. Gene Ontology annotation, biological process: neuron projection morphogenesis; early endosome to late endosome transport. Lineage: Eukaryota; Metazoa; Chordata; Mammalia; Chiroptera; Vespertilionidae. Gene Ontology annotation, molecular function: SNARE binding; guanyl-nucleotide exchange factor activity.
GCGCUCCUCUCGGCCUCAGGCCCUCAGCAUGGCCAAACACGGCCAAUCCCCACUGCGGCCCCGGGUCGGACCGCUGGCACCCUCCUCAUCGCCCCACCAGCUCCGCGCUGCAGUGCUGUGGACCGAGCCAGCUAGGGACUCGCGACGUGCGCCGGGCGCGUUAGCUGCCUCCGGUCCCUUCGUCCAUCCUCCCAGGAGUCUCGCUUUGCCCCAUCUGAAGUCCAUAUGGCUCUUUAUGAUGAAGAUCUCCUGAAAAAUCCUUUCUACCUGGCCCUUCAAAAGUGGCGUCCUGACUUGUGCAACAAGGUGGCCCAACUUCAUGGCAUUGUCUUAGUUCCCUGCAAAGGAAGCCUAACAAGCAAUGUUCAGUCUACUUGUCAGUUUGAGUCCUAUAUUUUGAAACCAGUGGAAGAACACUUUCAGACCUUAAAUGGAAAGGAUGUCUUUAUACAAGGAAACAGGAUUAAAUUAGGAGCUGGUUUCGCCUGUCUUCUCUCAGUGCCCAUUCUCUUUGAAGAAACUUUCUACAAUGAAAAAGAAGAAAGUUUCAGCCUACUGUGUAUAGCCCAUCCUUUGGAGAAGAGAGAGAGUUCAGAAGAGCCUUCAACACCCUCAGAUACCUUUUCCUUGAAAACCAUCGAAGAUGUGAGAGAGUUUUUGGGAAGACACUCGGAGAGAUUUGACAAGAACAUUGCCUCUUUCCAGCGAACAUUCAGGGAAUGUGAAAGAAAGAGCCUCCGUCACCACAUAGACGCGGUGAAUGCACUCUACACCAAAUGCCUCCAGCACCUUCUGAAGGACUCUCACCUGAAGAUGCUUGCCAGGCAUGAGGCCCAGAUGAACCUGAUGAAGCAGGCGGUAGAGAUGUACGUCCAGCACGAUAUUUAUGAUCUGAUCUUUAAAUAUGUGGGGACCAUGGAGGCAAGUGAGGAUGCUGCCUUUAACAAAAUCACAAGAAGCCUUCAAGAUCUUCAGCAGAAAGAUAUUGGUGUGAAACCUGAGUUCAGCUUCAACAUACCUCGUGCAAAGAGAGAACUGGCUCAGCUGAACAAAUGUACCUCCCCACAGCAGAAGUUGGUUUGUUUGCGAAAGGUGGUGCAGCUCAUUACACAGUCUCCUAGCCAGAGAGUUAACUUGGAGACUAUGUGUGCUGAUGAUCUGCUAUCAGUCCUGUUAUAUUUGCUUGUGAAAACAGAGAUACCUAAUUGGAUGGCAAAUUUGAGUUAUAUCAAAAACUUUAGAUUUAGCAACUCGACAAAAGAUGAAUUGGGAUACUGCCUGACCUCAGUUGAAGCUGCAAUUGAAUAUAUUCGGCAAGGAAGCCUCUCUGUCAAACCGCUGGAGUCUGAGGGAUUUGGUGACAGACUGUUCCUUAAGCAGAGAAUGAGCUUACUGUCUCAGAUGACUUCAACUCCCAUUGACUGCCUGUUUAAGCACAUUGCUUCAGGUAACCAGAAAGAAGUGGAAAGACUUCUGAGCCAAGAAGACCAAGAUAAAGAUGCCAUCCAAAAGAUGUGCCACCCCCUGUGCUUCUGUGAUGACUGUGAGAAACUUGUCUCUGGGAGGCUGAAUGAUCCUUCAGUUGUCACUCCAUUCUCCAGAGAUGACAGGGGUCAUACACCACUCCAUGUGGCUGCCCUCUGUGGGCAGGCAUCCCUCAUUGACCUCCUGGUUUCCAAAGGCGCUGUGGUGAACGCCACGGACUAUCACGGGUCAACUCCACUUCAUCUUGCGUGUCAGAAGGGCUAUCAGAGCGUGACGCUGCUGCUGUUGCACUACAAGGCCAGCGCUGAUGUGCAAGACAAUAACGGCAACACCGCUCUCCACCUGGCCUGUGCUCAUGGCCACGAAGACUGUGUGAAGGCUUUGGUCUACUACGAUGUGCAAUCAUGCAGACUAGAUAUUGGUAAUGAGAAAGGAGACACUCCCCUACACAUAGCUGCACGCUGGGGUUACCAGGGCAUCAUAGAGACGUUGCUACAAAAUGGAGCAUCCACAGAGAUCCAGAACAGAAUGAAAGAAACGCCCCUCAAGUGUGCGUUAAACUCAAAGAUUCUGUCUAUAAUGGAAGCCCGUCACAUGUCCUUUGAAAGGAGACAACAGUCUUCAGCAGUCCCUGUGCCACCCCCUCAACACUUCAUGGAUUCCAUCAGCCAGGGGUCCUCCGCCUCCAGCUUCUCCUCUGUGUCCACCAGCUCCAGAAAAAGGGAGCCCAAGAAGGACUACAGAGAGGUAGAAAAACUUUUAAGAGCAGUUGCUGAUGGAGAUUUAGAAAUGGUGCGUUACCUUUUGGAGUGGACAGAGGAGGACCUGGAGGAUGUGGAGGAUGCUGUCAGUGCUGCAGAUCUUGAAUUUUGUCACCCCUUGUGCCAAUGCCCAAAAUGUGCUCCAGCUCAAAAGAAGCUGGCAAAGGUUCCUGCCAGUGGGCUUGGUGUGAAUGUGACCCACCAGGACGGCUCCUCCCCACUGCACGUUGCUGCCCUGCAUGGUCGGGUGGACCUCAUCCCCCUCCUUUUGAAGCAUGGUGCCAAUGUGGCUGCCAGAAAUGCCAACCAAGCUGUCCCACUCCACCUGGCCUGCCAACAAGGCCACUUUCAGGUGGUGAAGUAUCUAUUAGAUUCCAAUGCAAAGCCCAAUAAAAAGGAUGUAAGUGGAAACACACCCCUCAUGUAUGCCUGCUCCAGUGGCCACCAUGAAGUUGCAGCACUGUUGCUACAGCACGGGGCCUCCAUUAAUGCCUCUAACAAUAAGGGCAACACAGCCCUGCAUGAGGCUGUGAUAGAGAAGCAUGUCUUCGUCGUGGAGCUGCUGCUGCUACACGGAGCAUCGGUUCAGCUCUUGAACAAGAGGCAGUGCACAGCUAUAGACUAUGCUGAGCAGAAUUCAAAAAUAAUGGAAUUACUUCAGGUAGUACCAAGCUGUGUGGCCACGUUAGAUGAUGUUGGCGAAACAGACCACAAGGAGUACGUUACUGUUAAGAUCAGGAAAAAAUGGAACUCAAAAAUGUAUAAUCUACAAGAUGAACCUUUCACAAGACAGUUUUACUUUGUCCACUCAGUCGGUCAGUUUAAGGGAAGGACUUCAAGGGAGAUUAUGGCAAGAGAUAAAAGUGUCCCUAAUUUCCCUGAAGAGUCUUCACAUGAGCCAGGAAGGCAAAAAGUCACGCAGAAGCAGAAGAACCUAUCAGACCAGAGCACAUCGCAGACUGCUGACAAAGGAGAUGGUGACCAGCCAAGGCCUGGACUAAAACAAACUGCUCCUGGGAACACACGAAUGCUCCGGAGACACACUGUCAAGGACACAGGCACCGAAGGCCCAGAGACUGCUGACAACCCAACCACUCCCCACGAGGCUAGCAUUUCCCAGUCUUGAUAGUAAUAAGGAAUUAAAUUUGCUAUCAAGAAGUGAGUCCUUAACAAGAAGAUGCCGAGCAUGAAUACAGACAACAUAGAACUAAAUGUACUUUCUGUUUGGCUUGAGAGAAAGCAGAAAGUUCCUGAAAGCUUUCCUAUGGCCCAAAGAAUACAACAAAGAAAAAAAUCACCAUCUCUUUCCUCUUCAGAGCUAAUGAAUACCCUUGAAAAGGGUGUUUCUUCUUUUAAAAAAAUUUUUUUAUUGCUUUAGAGAGAGAUGAAGGAAGAAAAA